Messenger RNA from Fragaria vesca subsp. vesca, 744 nucleotides. RefSeq lists its product as uncharacterized. Bases 160 to 744 code for a protein of 194 amino acids. NCBI's taxonomy places the organism in Eukaryota, Viridiplantae, Streptophyta, Magnoliopsida, Rosales, Rosaceae. The record is from RefSeq and is a predicted model, not a curated record. The transcript has 6 exons.
UUCUUCUGCUGCUCUGUUUUCGACAGUAGCAGUAGAGCUCAUUACUGAGCUCUCUGGAACCUUUUCACUCUUCAUUGCUUCUUUUGUGAACUGAGCUUUGGUGGUUCAGGGUUGUGUUCUGGGUCCUUUUUUAGCUAUAGUGUGAGUGACUCUUCCCAAAUGGCAGCUCAGUCUGGUUGUUCUGCUCCGGUGGUUCCUUCUCUUCCGCCGCCAGCUCCAAAGUCGCCGCCGCAGUACCCAGAUUUGUAUGGCAAGCGCAGAGAAACCGCCAGGGUUCAGAUGCUUGAGAGGGAAAUUGGCUUUCUUGAGGAGGAACUAAAAUCUGUUGAACGCCUUCAACCCGCAUCCAAAUGCUGCAAAGAGAUUGCUGAUUUUGUGACUGCCAAUCCAGAUCCGUUAAUACCUACAAAUCGAAAGAAACGACGAUCAUGUCGCUUUUGGAAAUGGCUAUGUGGAAUGCCCUGUUUUAGCUUGUCAUCGAUUUGCUGUUGCUGCUGUUGUGAUGGGUGCUCUCUAGAAAUGCCACGCUGCUCCUGCUGCAGUUGCUCCAGCUGCAGUUCAUGCAGCGGUUCAGGUUGCGGUUCAUGCAGUGGUCCAUGUAACUGUAAAUCGUGUUUCAGUUGCAAAUCAUGUUUCAGUUGCAAAUCGUGUUUCAGUUGCAAAUCGUGUUUCAGUUGCAAAUCAUCAAAAAUUGCUGCACUUUACCAUCAUGUUCGUGUUCAUGUCCCGAUUGCUCUUGUUUGA